Octodon degus (degu) is the source of this 2868-nucleotide messenger RNA. RefSeq names its product trafficking protein particle complex 13 (gene Trappc13). NCBI's taxonomy places the organism in Eukaryota, Metazoa, Chordata, Mammalia, Rodentia, Octodontidae. The transcript has 14 exons. The record is from RefSeq and is a predicted model, not a curated record. The coding region runs from base 374 to 1627 and encodes 417 amino acids. Gene Ontology annotation, cellular component: TRAPPIII protein complex.
GGAGCCGGCAACUGAUAGAUGCGAGAACGAAAUCAAGGGGGGGGGGGGGUGAACAAUAGAGAGCAAACAGAAUUUAAGAUUUUAAGCCUUAGAGACGUUUGGGAACCCUGAAGACUGACUUCUUGAAGUCCUGGAGUGUGGUUGGAGAUGGGUAUAGGUCUGUACGCGAGAAGAGAUAGCUUUGGUGAAAGGAAGCUGUUGGGCGUGUAAAUAGCAAAGUUAAGAUUCUAAAAAGAAUUUAAGGUACCUACAGCUGAAAGAAGUUGGGGUACAUUUGACCCCGGGUCUUCCCAGAAGCGCGUUUCCGUUUUCUUCCGGGCCGGCUUGACCCUCCCCAGCUCCCGUAGGCUACAGGUCUGAAGUGCCCGUCAAGAUGGAAGUGAAUCCCCCCAAACAGGAGCAUCUGCUGGCGCUGAAAGUGAUGCGGUUGACUAAGCCUACUUUAUUCACCAAUAUUCCAGUAACAUGUGAAGAGAAAGAUUUACCUGGAGAUCUUUUUAACCAACUAAUGAGAGAUGAUCCUUCAACAGUAAAUGGUGCAGAAAUUUUAAUGUUGGGAGAAAUGUUGACUCUACCCCAAAAUUUUGGGAACAUAUUUUUAGGAGAGACCUUUUCUAGUUAUAUCAGCGUUCAUAAUGACAGUAAUCAAGUUGUAAAAGAUAUACUGGUAAAAGCUGAUCUUCAGACGAGUUCCCAGCGUUUAAAUCUUUCAGCAUCCAAUGCUGCAGUGGCUGAACUUAAACCGGAUUGCUGCAUUGAUGAUGUUAUACACCACGAAGUAAAGGAAAUUGGAACACACAUCUUGGUAUGUGCUGUGAGUUAUACAACUCAGGGUGGAGAAAAGAUGUACUUUAGAAAAUUCUUCAAAUUUCAGGUUCUCAAACCAUUGGAUGUGAAAACUAAAUUUUAUAAUGCAGAGAGUGACCUCAGUUCUGUGACUGAUGAAGUAUUUCUUGAGGCACAGAUUCAGAAUAUUACAACCUCACCCAUGUUUAUGGAGAAAGUGUCAUUGGAGCCAUCCAUAAUGUACAGUGUAACAGAAUUAAAUUCAGUCAACCAGGCCGGAGAAUGUGUCUCUACAUUUGGGUCCAGAGCAUAUCUGCAGCCGAUGGACACACGCCAGUACUUAUAUUGCCUAAAACCCAAGAAGGAGUUUGCAGAAAAAGCAGGCAUCAUUAAGGGAGUAACAGUAAUAGGAAAAUUGGAUAUAGUAUGGAAAACAAAUCUAGGUGAAAGGGGCAGGUUACAAACCAGCCAACUUCAAAGAAUGGCUCCAGGUUAUGGAGAUGUUAGGUUGUCUUUGGAGGCAAUCCCAGACACUGUAAACCUUGAAGAGCCUUUCCAUAUUACUUGUAAAAUAACAAACUGCAGUGAGAGGACCAUGGAUCUAGUGCUGGAGAUUUGUGACACCAGCUCUGUGCACUGGUGUGGGGUUUCGGGAAGACAGCUGGGAAAGCUGCACCCCAGCGCCUCCCUCGGCCUUGCCCUCACUCUGCUGUCUUCAGUGCAGGGGCUGCAGAGUGUCUCCGGCUUGAGACUGACAGACACGUUCCUGAAGAGAACAUAUGAAUAUGACGACAUCGCACAAGUCUGUGUGGUCUCUUCAGCCGUUAAAGUGGAAAACUAAUGAAAAUUUCCAAUGUGAUGUUUUCAUUUGGUUUCAGAGAACUGUUUUAUUUCUGUAUUUUUAUCACCUUUGUGAAAUGAUCACAUCAGUAGAACAUAUAACUUAAAUUUCUUCUCUGUAAAACAUGUAAAAUAUUAAAUGUUUGAAAAGUACAGAUUUUAUCAAGUUAAUAUUGAGUGAACAUUUCUGUAUUUUCUACAUAUAUUUCGCUUUAGAUGAACAUUAAACUCUAUUGUCGAGAAUCUUUGUAUUUGAAUGUUUGUCCCUGACAAGUGUCCAAAACAGAACUCAGCAAAUUAGAUUUGUAAAACGUCAAGGUAUCAAUUAUCCUGGGUUUUUGCCAGCAAAUCAUUUGACAUUUCCUAUCACACAGGCAGAAAGUGCUGCAGGACUUAAAAAAACAAGCACCUAGAUGGAACUUGAUGGCUUCAAUUUAGAAAAUACAGUUAUUUCUCAUAACUUUAGAAUUUUAAUACUUUUAUUCAGAUACACUUCCAUUAACUCCAGAUUUUUUCCUAGUCAACAGGAAAGAUUAGAACUAAGAUAGUCCUGUAACCUAGUUGUUUGCUAACGCACAUUUUCUACUUGUUUUCAAUAUUACAGUAUUGGCAUGUGUCUAACUUUCAGAUACUGAGCAGAUCAGAGUUGGUUUUAUUUCUUUUUUUGUUUGUUUGUUUUCUUAGGUUUUUGACUGCUUGGCUUGCUUUUAACUAAGGUGCCUACUAAUUUUCUAAUUUUAAUCUUAAAGCCACCAGGGUUUCCUUUGAGAAGUAAACUAUUUUCGUAACACAUGUUCCAAACUUGAUGAUUUUCAUUUAUUGUUGUUAAUAAUGUAAAACUUGAUCUCUCCAUCUAAUCAUAUCUAUUUACACCACUAACAAAACAGUUAAGGUUGUAAACAGCUGAGCAAUGUGAACAUAACAAUGUUUCACUAUUUUAUCAGGAACACAAAAGUUUAUAAAACCUAUUUUGAUAAAAUAAUAAUGUAUAAUGUAUCACUUCCUAAAUGUAGAGUACAGUAAAUCAAACACAAAAACUUUUUUCUUAAAUGCAUAUUUAUUGCCAUGACAAACUGUUUGGUCCAGACUGAAAGCUAUAUUCAGGAGGGUGGCCCCUCAAUCUGUAGUAUUAAUGAAAUGUCUGUGCAAAAUAAAGUGCAAGCAGUGUAAAACUGAAGCAUAUCACUCAUCCAAAAAUGAUUGAUUAAAUGAUGAAAUAAAACUUACAGUCACUGUACUGGA